Pungitius pungitius (ninespine stickleback) is the source of this 4580-nucleotide messenger RNA. RefSeq names its product striatin interacting protein 2 (gene strip2). The transcript has 22 exons. Gene Ontology annotation, biological process: cytoskeleton organization. The record is from RefSeq and is a predicted model, not a curated record. Lineage: Eukaryota; Metazoa; Chordata; Actinopteri; Perciformes; Gasterosteidae. Bases 218 to 2635 code for a protein of 805 amino acids. Gene Ontology annotation, cellular component: cytosol.
AGCGCACAGGGACGGUGAACCAAACAGACGGGGAGAGAGAAAGCGAUAGAGGAGGAGGAGGAGGAGAAGGAGAAGGAGAAGGAGGAGGAGACCCACAACUUGGUUCUCACUCAGGAGCCGGUAGUCCUCCUCCUAGCGCGGUGCAGUCGCAGCACAGCACCGGACCGGCGUGAACUGUCUGCGGAGGAGGAAGAGAGCCGCACGGACCGAGAGAAAGAUGCAGGCGGAGGACAUGGAGAGCUCCAUGGAGUCUCCGAACCUGGAGUUUGAGUACGGAGACACAGACUCGCUGACUGCUGAGCUCUCCGAGCUCUACAGUUACACAGAGGAGCCAGAGUUUGCACUGAACAGAGACUACUUUGAGGAGGACUUCAAGAGCCAUGCUCGAGGCAGGAGGUGGACCGAGCUGACGCUGAAGGAGCAGCGGUCGUACGUGAUGAGGCUCCUGGAUGCACUGGAGGUGACGGACAGGGACAAGAGGCUGAAGGUGGCCAGGGCCAUCCUCUACUUGGCUCAGGGAGUGUUUGAUGAGUGUGACACAGAGGUGGACGUGCUCCACUGGUCCAGACACAAUGUCUUUCUGCUCUAUGACAUGGGCAUCUUCACGGCGCUGCUGGAGCUGCUUAGCAUGGAGAUCGAUAACAACCAGGCAUGCAGCAGUGCAGUGAGGAAGCCUGCCAUCUCUCUUGCCGACAGCACAGAGCUCAGAGUCCUACUUAGCAUCAUGUACUUGAUGGUGGAGACCAUCAGAGGUCAAACGGAGGAUGACAGACCUGAGUGGAGAACAGCGAGAGAAGCCUUCAAGAAUGAGCUAGGUUCACCCCUGUACAACGGAGAGACCUUUGCCCUGCUCCUCUUCACCAUGGUGACCAAGUUCUGCAGCAUGAAUGCCCCGCAUUUCCCCAUGAAGAAAGUCCUACUGCUGCUCUGGAAGACGAUACUGUUCACUUUGGGGGGUUUCGAGGAGCUCCAGGAGAUGAAGGUGCGGGGCCGGGAGUGUCUGAGGCUGCCCCCGCUGACGGAGGACAGCAUCAAGGUGGUCAGAGCCAUGAGAGCGGCCUCGCCCCCGGCCUCCGCCAUGGAGCUCAUUGAACAGCAGCAGCAGCAGAAGAGAGGCCGCCGCAGCCGCAGGAGUGCCUUUGUUGAUAGCUUGGAAGGAGACAGUCCCUUUACCAAGAAGCAGCCCCUGGUUAAGCAGGACAGUCUGGACACAUACAACGAGCGCGACCCUUUCAAGAAUGACGAGGAGGAGGACCCAGAGGACACUGACAGCGGCAUCGAGGGCGAAGUGGACCCCAUGGAUCGCGAUGUCAUCAUCCAGCCCCCACCCCCGCCGCCUCCCCUCAGACCUCCCACAGAAAGAGUCAACUUCCCUAAGGGCCUCCCCUGGGCCCCUAAAGUCAGGGAGAAAGACAUCGAGCAGUUCCUGGAGACCAGUAGAAACAAGUUCAUUGGGUUUACACUGGGAAGUGACACAGAUACCCUGGUGGGCUUGCCCAGACCCAUCCACGAGAGUGUCAAGACUCUUAAACAGCACAAAUAUGUGUCAAUUGCUGAAGUCCAGAUCAAAAAAGAGGACGCGCUGCAACAGUGUCCAAUGAGUCUGGGUGAAGAAGAGGUGGCGGAGACACCAACAGAGAUGCUUUACCUGGGAAUGCUUCCUAACCUGUCCCAGUACGUGAUUGCCCUCCUGAAGCUGCUGCUGGCUGCAGCUCCAACAUCCAAAGCCAAAACCGACUCCAUUAACAUCUUGGCUGAUGUGCUGCCUGAGGAGAUGCCUAUCACAGUCCUUCAGAGCAUGAAGCUGGGAAUUGACGUGAAUCGUCACAAAGAAAUCCUCGUCAAGGCCAUUUCUGCUCUCCUUCUGCUGCUCCUCAAACACUUCAAACUCAACCAUAUUUAUCAGUUUGAGAUCGUCUCCCAGCAUCUGGUGUUUGCCAACUGUAUCCCACUCAUCCUCAAGUUCUUCAAUCAGAACAUCAUGUCCUAUAUCAGUGCCAAAAACAGCAUAUGUGUGCUGGACUUUGCCCACUGUGUGGUCCACGAGAUGCCUGAGCUCACAGCUGAGAGCCUAGAGGCAGGAGACAGCAACCAGUUCUGUUGGAGAAACUUGUUUUCUUGUAUAAAUCUGCUGAGAAUAUUGAACAAGCUGACCAAGUGGAAACACUCCAGGACAAUGAUGUUGGUGGUGUUCAAGUCUGCCCCCAUCCUGAAGAGAGCUCUGAAGGUGAAGCAGGCCAUGAUGCAGCUCUACGUCCUCAAGCUGCUCAAGAUUCAGACCAAGUACCUGGGCCGCCAGUGGAGGAAAAGCAACAUGAAGACCAUGUCGGCCAUCUACCAGAAGGUCCGCCACAGGCUCAAUGACGACUGGGCCUAUGGAAAUGAUAUUGACGCACGCCCUUGGGACUUUCAGGCGGAGGAGUGCGCCCUGCGGGAGAGCAUCGAGAAGUUCAACAGCCGCCGCUACGACAAGAACAAGAACGGAGACUUUGCGCCCGUGGACAACUGCCUGCAGAGCGUGCUGGGCCAGCGCGUGGAGCUGCCCGAGGACUUCCACUACAGCUACGAGAUGUGGCUGGAGAGGGAGGUCUUCUCCGAGCCCAUCCAGUGGGAGGGGCUGCUGCAGCAGCCGUGAUGGAGGGGACGGGGCGGGGAGGCGUUGGUGGUGGAGACGGCCACCACCAGCCUGUUUCGGUCUCAGGGUGAGUUGAGGAUUCCGCAUUAUAGUUUUCAUCGGGGAGGAGAUGGAGAAGCCUUGAUGGCAGGUAGAAAUGCAAGUUGACGUACUUGGGCUGCCAUACUCUGAGCUCAGCACAAAGAAAAUAUAUGUCGCACACACACACACACACCCGCGCGCUAACAUGUGCCUAUGACUACUGUGAACACACAUGGACGGCACGAACAAAUGGUACCAGAUAAUAAGACACCGCUAAAGCAGGAGACUGUUUCGGCCAGUUAUACAGCACCCCUCCCACACUCCCAAAAGUAUCUUCACCACUUUGUCAAUUUAUAGGUCACUGUUUUUUUAAAUGUUGGUGCUUUUUUGAAUCUGUAGUAAUGUUUUCCUAUUUAUUUGUAUCAAUGAGUGUGGCUAAGCUUUUUUUUAUGGAGAUGUAAAUGUUCAUAUUUUCUAAUCCGUUCAUCUUUAUUUUCACACGGUUGUAGUUUGUGGGUGAUGGAUUUAAAGUUUUUUCAAAUGUAUUUUCUAAAAAAAGAAAAAAAAAAAUCCUUUUGGAAACAACCACAGGGUAAGUUUGAUAGUUGAUAGUUGGGAGCAAUUUCCACUAAUGGCAAAGUAAUCCCACAUAUGCCAAAAUGUUGCCAAAAAGCAAAUAAAUAUACCAGCAGUAGAUAGGUUUGAGUAAAGGCUUGUUUGUGAACGUAAAAAGUAUAUGUAUGCAGAAAGACAAGAAUAACACACAACAUGGGCCCAUGUAUGGAGGGUGCUUUGCACUGAGAGAAUCUUCUGUAAGAAGCUGUAUAAAAUGUUGUCUAUUUAAAAUGUACCUUACAUAGAGUCCUUGCAGAUUCCAGAUUUCUUAAAAAUGUAGAACUUUUACAACACAACAUAAAAUGCCUGUCGUGUCCCAUAGAAAAUCUCAACGAGGUGGCCGCGAACUUCUCUUCAACAGAGGUGUGCUUGUUUUUCCGAGUGCAUUCACAAUCAAGAUCUAAUGUUAAACGGCCUCAUAGUUGCCACUUUUCGCCGUUUCUGGGAGCGGGGCACUUCUCUUGAGUUAUUUUCAUGGAAAAAACUUUGGCUAAUCAAACCUCAGCAAUGAGAAUAAUUGGCAUUUUGGAAUCCCCGCUUCAACCAGCUGACUCGGACUCUAUCUGCCAAGACACGGGGCCCCUUGGAGAUGUCCUUCUUGGGGAACUUUGCCAACUUUGCUUGGAAGAACACAGCCGUCCCCUUAAGGGUGCCGUUUUUCUUAUCCUUCUUAUCCUUCACGUCAAACUACCUAAGCUGGGCUCCAGAGUAGUGAGCUCAGAGAUGUCUGAAGCUCAACCACACGCAAGCAGUGAAAAAAAUGAAUGUGUACCGUUAUUUCUUUUCAUAUCAUCCGAGGCGUUGUACUGAUUGUUAUCCAGUUGCCGCGAAGGGUCGAGAGCAGCCACACUUUUGACACUCGGUCUUGUGCUUCUCUGUGGAAAUGUGCAUGGCCACUGUUUUGUUUUGGGUACAUGUUAAGAAAUUAAAAUGUGGUCUUCAUAAUGUGUUUUUUUUCUUUUUCAAAGAAUUUUGUUGAAAGAAUGAUGUUUCCGGCACAAUUUGUACUUUUGUUCCCUUUCAAGUCGGCUUUCUGCAUUACAUGGUUGUUUUUUGUGGUCUUCUGGAAGGGGACAUCGUUGAACAAAAUGUUGUAUACAGAAUAGAUUCUCAGGUUUAUUGAGAUAAUAAUAUAUUACAAAAGUUUUAAAGCUUCCUUGCCAUCAUCUAGCUCACUACCUGUAGUGAUGAACACUUAUCAUCACAUUCAUGUAGGAAAAGAAAACCUUAAGCACUGAACAUUUAUUGCAUCGGCUGUAAUAACUGUUUGUAUUUACGUCACAGACAUAUCUCGUUCGAUGUAUUUUUU